AAUGUAACGAGAGAGAUGUGACGGUGCGACAGGGAUCUCGCACGUGACCGUUACUAGCGCGCCUCGCUUAGCUUUUCCACCCAACGAACAAAAUAGCCUGCGAGCCAUUGUCGAACUUCCUGCUUCGCUCCUACGACAACUAACCCACAGCAUCACAUACCGUCAAGAUGCCCACCCAUCUUUCCAAGACCCGCAAGCACCGCGGUCAUGUCAGCGCCGGUCACGGACGUGUCGGCAAGCACCGCAAGCAUCCCGGUGGUCGCGGUAUGGCCGGUGGUCAACAUCACCACCGAACCAACAUUGACAAGUACCAUCCUGGUUACUUCGGAAAGGUUGGAAUGAGGUACUUCCACAAGAUGCAGAACCUCUUCUGGAAGCCCGUCAUCAACCUCGACAAGCUUUGGUCGCUCAUUCCCGCUGAGAAGCGCGCUGAGUACCUCGCCAACAAGAGCGGCAACGCCCCUGUCCUCAACCUCCUCGACUACGGCUACUCCAAGGUCCUUGGAAAGGGUCGUCUCCCCGCCGUCCCCAUCGUCGUCCGCGCCCGCUACGUCUCGGCUGAGGCUGAGAAGAAGAUCAAGGAGGCCGGUGGUGUCGUUCAGCUCGUCGCAUAAACGCCUUCAUACGAUACCCUCGAACAAUCACAC
Molecule: messenger RNA, 647 nt
Organism: Alternaria rosae
Lineage: Eukaryota; Fungi; Ascomycota; Dothideomycetes; Pleosporales; Pleosporaceae
Product: 60S ribosomal protein L27a
Exons: 3
Coding region: 168-614 (148 amino acids)
Biological process (GO): translation
Cellular component (GO): ribosome; cytosolic large ribosomal subunit
Molecular function (GO): structural constituent of ribosome
Source: RefSeq, a predicted model, not a curated record